This is a messenger RNA of Blepharisma stoltei, 441 nucleotides long. Lineage: Eukaryota; Ciliophora; Heterotrichea; Heterotrichida; Blepharismidae. The record is from the annotation of a GenBank genome assembly.
AUGAAAGCAAUUCUUUUCGGAUUAUGCUUAUUUGCUCUUGCCUCUGCAAGCGGUAUAGUCUCAACAAAGCUUGAAGCCCUCGGAGGGAACAUUGGCAGCAACUGUGACCCAUCAUUAACUACAUACAGCGUGACAACUUUUGCUGUGACUCCUUGGCCUCCUACAAAGAAUGUCUACCUAAAUCUUAAUAUGACAGGAACAGUCAACCAAGCUGUGACCUUCCAAGAGAUGGAUAUUUUUGUCACUUUUAACGGAGUCAACUUCUAUCAAGAAACAGUAAAGGAGUCAGGCACUUAUAAGCAAGGACAGACUGCGACUGUCAUUUUUAAGGUAUUUUUGCCUGGUAUUGCUCCUAAUGGAAAAUACGGUGUUAUUACCAAGAUUAAAGAUACUGCUGGAGCUUACCUUAAUUGCUGGCAGGUAGCUUUCUCAUUAAGUUAA